Anopheles gambiae (African malaria mosquito) is the source of this 2140-nucleotide messenger RNA. RefSeq names its product putative gustatory receptor 2a. The transcript is spliced from 7 exons. Gene Ontology annotation, cellular component: membrane; dendrite; neuronal cell body. The coding region runs from base 651 to 1877 and encodes 408 amino acids. Gene Ontology annotation, biological process: sensory perception of taste. The record is from RefSeq and is a predicted model, not a curated record. Lineage: Eukaryota; Metazoa; Arthropoda; Insecta; Diptera; Culicidae.
UAUAAUUUUAAUAGUUGUUACCUACGUUCUAAGUCAAGUGUUUGAAUUAAGUUAAGUCAUGUGUUUGAAUAGAUAAGCCAAUGGAAACGCAACGUCGAUCAUCGCCGAUUUUAUCGAAACGUUUGGGCCGGUGUUUAUCUGAUCACAAUCGUGUUGUUGAUCUACAUUUAUGGUACUAUCAUCACUUGUCAACUUCACGAGAGCUCGUGCAACAUGCAGAUUUUGUUCGUGUUUAUUUAUUUGCUAUUCGUCAACUCCUACGCAUUAAUGAUGUUGCAAUGCACCGCGUUUAUGGAAAUAAUUAGGACAAGAUACAAGCUAAUUAAUGGCUGUUUUCGCCCGUUCAUAUUUAAAUGGUUUGUUUAGCCCAGCUGAAAGAUCUGUUUAUCGUAGCUGUUAAUGGAUUGAUUAAUCGUCUUCGAUGCGUUAACAAAGAUGGCUUUAGCCAUGGUAUACAAUAAACAUUAUCAUCACCAUAGCCAUCAUCUUUGUAAUAUUUGGAGUUCCAGUCCAGUGUAUCGAUCGGUCGGUUUCCGGUUGGCCGAAAACGUGCACUUGUUUAACGUUUAACAUUCUGCUCCGCCGUUGCUUCGUUCUACAGUUUCAGUAUGGUUUGCAUCGUCACGCGUUAAGGUGUGCCAUUCCCAACGAUGGAUAGCUGUUUGCUUGUUCAAAACGUUCACGAUACAUUUCGUCCCUUCUACUACCUGUUGAAGGUUACUGGAUUGGCGCCAUUUCGUCUUAACUCACAGCCGUCCAACGAUAGAAAAGAGUUGUAUUAUGCUUUCGGUUACUCCGCGAGCUUCAUCUGUGUAUACUCGUACGCAAUCUAUGGCUACCUCUUUACCACAAAUACGGGCCAUCUGUACAUUUCCAAAAUCGUAGCCGUCAUGGAAAAUGGAUAUAUGUUUUGUGAAUUUAUGGUGACAAACGUAGCGAUCAUUUUAGGUUUAGUGCUUCGAAAUCGUGUGCUUGAGAUUUUUGUACAAUUGGCUGAGAUUGACGAGCAGUUAAACGUCCUGCGGCUUCCGAUCAAACACAACAGACAACAUCGCCUACUGACAGUGCUCUGUAGUAUUGUUUUGGGAUCGUUUCUAUUCCUCCUUCUGGUGACGAUUUCAACUGUGACGUCACGCCUUGAAUCGUUCGACACGCCUGCUCUCGACGUGGCGGCGUUGGCGAUAUCGAGUUUCUGCUUCCUUCUGCAAAUAGUACAAUUUACUGUGAUGGUGCUACUCGUGCUGUCGCGAUACCAGACGAUUAAUGAAUUAUUUAGAAUGUACUUUCCAACGAGUCCGUCGGCCGUGGGAAAUCCGAGCGAGUUUGCAAUAUGCAGCGAAAAGGAACAGAUUAAUGUGCUGAAGCAAAUCAAGAUCCUUCACGACAAACUGAACGACGUGGUCGAGCUCGUUAAUUAUUGCUUUUCAGUGCAGAUCACAUUUUGCGUUGGAUUGUGCUUCGUCAUCGGAGUCGUCUGUUCGUUCGGACUGUUCCGGGCGUUCAUCUAUCGUAACGAGCUGUUCUACAUGGGAGUGCUGAACUUCAUCUGGUACAUGUACUAUCUUUUCUUUGUCCUGUUUUUCAUUGCCGUCGGUAGCAAAAUAACACGCGAGGGCAAACGAAUCGGUAUCCUAGUACAUAAAGCCAUCAACUGUUCGUCCUCCUCGGCAGUGAUAAAUGAGUUGAACCUAUUUUCACAGCAGCUGCUACAUCGAAGCCCGGUCAUAACGUGCGGGCUGUUUGUUUACGAUUGGACACUCUGGUACACGAUGAUUGGCGCCACAGCAACGUACCUCAUCAUCUUAAUUCAAUUCGAUGUCUCGUUUCCGAACUUGGUCAAUGUCAACGCCACGGCAGUGUACCGAGGCAGCACCUAAGGCUGGCCGUAUCGACACCAACGCUAAAAGACGAGCAACUUGAUCAUCACCGCUGAAUCUAGUGGGUAACAAACUUUUCUAGGACAAGUGAUUCUGGUCGUAGAAGGAAACAUUCUUGCUAAAGCUCUUCGACGAAGCGUUCAUAGAAUCUCUGAUUUAACGUGCAUGUGCGUGUAUGUGUGUGUGUGUUUACUUUGAUGCUGAAAUGAAACAAAAAAUAAAACAGGGCUAAUCUGAAGAGCCAGUUUGGUGAACUUGGUGUA